AUGCACGUUGGAAAUUCGCCUUCAUCAAAAUCUGAUGAUAUGGAGAGCAUGCCAUUUUCAAGAUCACCAUCAACAUCAAAUUCAAUAAGCACCACUUCGAAAUCGUCGAUAGACAACAAAUGUCACACAUUGAUUAUAAUAGGAUUGAGAGGCGUCGGAAAAUCAAGUUUAGCUUUAAUGGCGCUGGCCGCCCUAAAGUAUAAGUAUGUAGAUGUUGAAAAAUGUGUCCUGGAAUAUACUGGUAUGCCAGAGGCCCGAUUUCUUGAAAAAGUGACUAUCGAGGAGUAUAGAGAAUUACAAUUUAAGUUAGUUUUGAGUGCCUUGAAAGAAAAUGAAAGUAACAAUCUGAUUGUUGUGUUACCUUCAACUGUUAUUGAUUCUCAUUUGUUAAUCAACUAUUUAGCUCAUAAGCAAUACCCAUACAUUAUAAAUGUUGAAACAGAAGAAUCACGUAUUUUGAACUAUCUUAAUUUCAAUGAUUCUUACGAUAAGGGUGUCAGAUUAAUUCAGCUGAAAUUUUUGAAGUAUAGAGCUAUUGCCAAAUACAACUUUUUCAAUUUGAAUUCAGAUUUGCUGUUUAUAAAGGAGAAUUUAAUUUCAAUUGGUAGUAAUAAUACUUAUUCCAAAAAUGAUAGUAAUAGUUAUCUUCUUUUAAAACCAAUUGAAAAGGAGUUCAUAAGGUUCUUAAACUUUAUACUUAAAGGGUCGUACUCGGCAGCAACAAUUUCUGGAAAUUUACACUUGAAAAUGAAUUUUUUAGAACGAUUCACCACUUGCUUGCAAAUCAACUUUCCUAAUAGCAUAAAUGAUGAGUUUUUAAAUAACCUACAUGAAACGAGUUACGGCUCUGACGCAAUCGAAAUUCAGUUUGAUUUGAUUCAAGUAAUAAAGCUAAAUAUAUCUGCAUCCAAUGUGAAAAUAGAUGAAUUUAUUGCACAAGUUAGACGCUACACUUACUGUUCAAUACCUAUAAUAUUAAGCAUAUAUAAUAGCUUACCAGAAUUAAACUUGUUUAUUGAUGAAUAUUCGAUUUCUUCCGGUGGUGAUUAUAAUCAAAUCAAAAGAGACUUGAUAAGUUUUUAUUUUAAUAUUUUGAAUUCAGGGAUAAAAACUGGAUUAGACUAUCUCAUAGUUGACUUAUCGACGUGCCUUAAUGAUAAAGAAAAUUUUAUAUCUAAUGAUUCCAAGUUUGAAGAAAUAAUUUUAAUCUUAAAGGAAUUGGUAACUAUUAGUGGCCAUACAGAAAUAAUAGGGUCAUUUGCUUCCAACGAUCCAAAUUUUUGGAUAUCGCAAUAUGGAGCAAUUAAAGUGGUUGAGUUAGCCAAAAACAUAGGAAUUAAAUUUCUAAGACUUAAUUCGCCCGCAAAUGAAUUAUCAGAUAAUUUCAAGGUUAUGUUUUUUAAGCAGAAUUUGAAACUAAUGUACCCGAACUUGAACAUGGAGGUGAUUGCAUUUAAUACAGGAAAACUAGGAAAACUUUCUAAGCUUAUGAACAAGACUUUAACUCCUGUUUCAAUCAAUCCAGGAUGCCUGAUAACCCCAUCUGUCCCAGAUUCAGACCAAAUUUCAAGUUUGUCAUCAUUUGAUAUACAGAAGGCAUUGAAUUCAUCCUUUGUUACUCCUUCUUUAGACUUUUAUGUGAUGGGAAUAAAUGUUUCAAAGUCUUUAUCUCCUGAAAUGCAUAAUUCUGCUUAUAAAGCUUUAGGGUUACCACACUGUUUCAAAAUAUUUGAAUGUUCUUCAUUGACACCCAACUUGACAAAUUUGGUCAACUCUCCUACGUUUGGAGGAACUGCAAUAAUUAUGCCGUUCAAGAUGGAAGCUUUGAAUUAUGUUGAUACAAUGUCAGAUCAUGUCAAAAUAAUUGGUGCCUUAAAUACAAUUAUUGCUGAAAGGUCAAUUGAAAAUCCGAACAAGAUAAUUAAAACCAGGGGCGAAAAUACGGACUGGUUGGGUGUGAAGUUAACAUUACAGGAUAAUAUCUCGCCGAUUAAUGCUAUAAGCAAAAACAAAACAGCACUUGUGAUUGGAGCAGGUGGUAUGAGUAGAGCAACAAUUUAUGCAUUAAUACAAUUAGGAUAUCAGAAGAUUCUUCUUUAUAAUCGAACUUAUGAAAAGGCACAGCAACUUGCCAGCUACUAUAACAGCUUAUCUCCGAUACGUUCAUCUAUAUCAUUGUCUAUAGGAGAGGUCAGUUCAGAAGACGAUUUAAAUUAUUUCGAAAUUGUUUUAUUGAACGAUGAUGAAUAUUUGAAUGCGAAAAUUCCAAACAAUUUUGACUACCCAUCUGUUGUUAUUUCAUGCGUACCUAGCUCAGAUCCUCUCACAGGCAAGUUAACAAAUUUUGAAUUGUCUCUGGAAUGGUUUAAAAGUCCGUCUGGCGGGGUUGUUUUAGAAACAGGCUAUGAUCCAUUAGUAACGCCGCUCUUGAAAAAUACCAGCAAGUUCAGUAAUAAGGGCUGGGUUGGGAUUAAUGGGUUGAAUUACCUUUAUGCUCAAGUAUUGGCUCAAUUUGAAAUGUUUACAAAUAAACCUGCACCAAAGGCAUUAUUGAAAGAUGUUGUUAUAAAGCACUAUCAGAUGAAAAAAUCAGAGAGUUAA
This is a messenger RNA of Debaryomyces hansenii CBS767, 2601 nucleotides long. RefSeq names its product DEHA2F17842p. The transcript has a single exon. Lineage: Eukaryota; Fungi; Ascomycota; Pichiomycetes; Serinales; Debaryomycetaceae. Bases 1 to 2601 code for a protein of 866 amino acids. Gene Ontology annotation, biological process: chorismate biosynthetic process; shikimate metabolic process. Gene Ontology annotation, molecular function: shikimate 3-dehydrogenase (NADP+) activity; 3-dehydroquinate dehydratase activity. The record is from RefSeq and is a predicted model, not a curated record.